CCGUUGCUUGUCGGUGCUGCAGAACUGACGUCACACUUGAGGGGAAAAAGACGACGCAAACAGCAGCUGAUCAUUCUUCGACGACCUUCUGUACCGGACGACUAUACCGCUACUUCUUUGUACGCUCUUUAAACAACAGAAACAGACAAAAUGGAAACAACUGGUGUUAAAGUUCUGGAGACUGCUGAAGACAUCCAAGAGCGCCGGCAGCAAGUGCUGGAUCGCUACAGGCGCUUCAAAGACCUGUCCAUUAUGCGGCGUCAGAAGCUGGAAGACUCUUACCGCUUUCAGUUCUUCCGCCGUGAUGCAGAUGAGCUGGAAAAGUGGAUCCAGGAGAAGUUGCAAAUUGCCUCUGAUGAGAACUACAAGGACCCCUCUAACCUGCAGGGUAAGCUGCAGAAACAUCAAGCCUUUGAGGCUGAAGUUCAAGCCAAUGCUGGAGCCAUAAUCAAAUUGAAUGAGACUGGAAACCUGAUGAUCAACGAAGGCCAUUUUGCCGCUGAGACCAUUAGAACUCGACUUGAGGAACUCCGACGCCUAUGGGAUCUUCUGCUGCUGAGAACCAAGGAGAAGGGAAUGCAUCUGCUGCAGGCCCAAAAACUAGUCCAAUACAUCCGUGAGUGUGAAGACACCCUGGGCUGGAUCAGUGAUAAGGAAGCUAUAGCGACAUCUGAGGAGCUAGGCCAGGACCUUGAACAUGUGGAGCUUCUGCAGAAAAAGUUUGAGGAAUUUCAGACAGACUUGGCAGCUCAUGAGGAACGAGUGAAUGAAGUGAACCAGUUGGCAACCAAGCUGAGACAAGAAGACCAUCCUGAAGUAGAGCUAAUCAUUUCCAAGCAGGAUGAGGUCAAUGCUGCCUGGCAGCGACUGAAGGGCCUGGCCCAGCAAAGACAAGGGAAGCUGUUUGGAGCUGCUGAGGUUCAGCGUUUUAACAGGGAUGUGGAUGAGACCAUCAGCUGGAUUAAGGAGAAGGAGCAACUUAUGGCCUCUGAUGACUUUGGACGUGAUCUGGCCAGUGUACAGGCUCUUCUGCGUAAACAUGAGGGUCUAGAGAGAGACCUCGCUGCACUAAAAGAUAAGGUCAACACACUAGGUGCUGAUGCAGAGCAUCUGCAGCAAACACAUCCCCAAAAUGCCUCCCAGAUCCACCUAAAGAAAGAUGAACUCAUCACAAACUGGGAGCGCAUUCGCAGUCUGGCUGCUGAGCGUCAUGCCCGUCUUAAUGAUGCGAACAGGUUGCAACGUUUCACUGCAGACUUCAGAGAUCUUACAAGCUGGGUAACAGAGAUGAAGGCCCUAAUCAAUGCUGAUGAACUUGCUAAUGAUGUAGCUGGAGCCGAGGCCCUGCUAGACCGCCAUCAAGAGCAUAAAGGAGAGAUUGAUGCCCAUGAAGAUAGUUUUAGAGCCACUGAUGAAGCUGGUCAGAUUUUGUUUAAUGCAGGACAUUAUGCCUGUGAGGAAGUCAAGGAAAAGCUGGGCAUCCUUACUGAAGAGAAGGAGGCUCUGUUGGAAUUGUGGGAGCUUCGCAGGCAGCAGUAUGAGCAGUGUAUGGACCUACAACUAUUUUACAGGGAUACAGAGCAAGUAGACAACUGGAUGAGCAAACAAGAGGCUUUUCUCUUGAAUGAAGAUCUUGGUGACUCCCUGGAUAGUGUAGAGGCACUGCUUAAGAAGCACGAAGACUUUGAAAAGUCUCUCAGCGCUCAAGAAGAGAAGAUUACUGCUUUAGAUGAAUUUGCAACAAAACUUAUCCAGAACAACCAUUAUGCUUGUGAAGAUGUGGCUACCCGCAGAGAUGCGCUUCUCAGUCGUCGAAAUGCCCUACACGGGCGAGCUCAGUCUCGACGUUCCGCUUUGGAGGAUUCUUUCCAUCUACAACAAUUUUUCAGGGAUUCUGAUGAGCUGAAGAGCUGGAUCAAUGAGAAGAUGAAGACAGCUAGUGAUGAAGCUUACAAGGAUCCCUCAAACCUACAAGGCAAGGUGCAGAAACACCAGGCUUUUGAAGCAGAGCUAUCAGCUAACCAGAGCCGCAUUGAUGCUUUGCAAAAGUCUGGCCAAGCAUUGCUUGAUGGGAAACAUUACGCAUCCUCUGAGGUAGCCUGUCGUAUGGAAGAGGUCAGCUCUCAGUGGAAGAAACUGCUGGAAGCCACCGAGCUGAAAGGUAUCAAGCUUCGCGAGGCCAACCAACAACAGCAGUUUAACAGGAAUGUAGAGGACAUUGAGCUGUGGCUGUAUGAGGUUGAGGGUCACUUGACCUCAGAGGACUAUGGGAAAGACCUUACCAGUGUUCAGAACCUACAGAAGAAACAUGCACUUUUAGAGGCGGAUGUCACUGCACACCAGGAUCGAAUUGAUGGAAUAAUAAUCCAGGCUCGACAGUUUCAAGAGGCUGGACACUUUGAUGCUGACAACAUUCAGAAGAAACAGGAUGCUGUAGGCAUUCGUUACCAAUCCCUCCGUGAGCCAAUGGCUGCACGCAAACAGAAAUUGGCAGAUUCUCUUCGUCUCCAACAACUUUUUAGAGAUGUUGAAGAUGAGGAGACUUGGAUACGUGAGAAAGAGCCCAUUGCUGCCUCUUCAAACCGAGGCAAAGAUUUAAUUGGUGUCCAGAACCUACUGAAGAAACACCAGGCUCUCCAGGCCGAGAUCACUGGUCAUGAGCCUCGUAUAAAAGCGGUUACCUUGAAAGGAGAGGCCAUGGUGGAAGAAGGACACUUUGCAGGUGAAGAAGUGAAAGUUAAACUCUCUGAGCUGCAUGGACGCUGGGACAUUCUGAAGGGUAAAGCCUCUCAGAGAAGACAGGAUCUUGAGGACUCUCUACAGGCCCAACAAUACUUUGCUGAUGCCAAUGAAGCAGAGUCUUGGAUGUGGGAGAAAGAACCCAUUGUGGGAAGUACAGACUAUGGCAAAGAUGAAGACUCCGCUGAGGCUCUUCUAAAAAAACACGAGGCCCUGAUGUCUGACUUGAGUGCUUACGGAAGUAGCAUCAAAGCACUAAAUGAACAGGCAACGUCUUGCAGGCAGCAAGUGGCACCGACUGAUGAUGAGACUGGAAAGGAACUUGUCCUGGCCCUAUAUGAUUACCAGGAGAAGAGCCCACGUGAAGUAACCAUGAAGAAAGGUGAUAUUCUCACCCUUCUAAACAGCACCAAUAAGGACUGGUGGAAAGUAGAGGUGAAUGACCGCCAGGGAUUUGUUCCAGCUGCCUAUGUGAAGAAGCUGGAUCCCAAUCAGUCCUCUUCUCGAGAAAACCUGGAUGAACAUGGAAGCAUUGGACUUCGCCAAGAACAAAUUGAGAAUCAACUAAUCACCAAAGAAGCCUGCAGCGUGUCUAUACGCAUGAAACAGGUUGAAGAGCUAUAUGGAACACUAUUAGAUCUUGGGGAGAAACGCAAGAACAUGUUGGAGAAAAGCUGCAAGAAGUUUAUGCUGUUUCGGGAAGCAAAUGAACUUCAGCAGUGGAUCAAUGAGAAGGAGAGUGCACUUACAAAUGAAGAGGUGGGCUCAGACCUGGAGCAGGUGGAGGUCCUACAGAAGAAGUUUGAUGAUUUCCAGAAGGACCUUAAGGCCAAUGAGUCACGUCUGAGGGACAUCAAUAGGGUGGCCUCUGAGCUAGAAUCUGAAGGCCUAAUGACUGAGGAAAUACCUGUGGUUCAAGUUCAGCAACAAGAAACAUUUGGUGCAAUGUCCGGCAAAGUUGAUGAAGCUGAUUCAAAAACUGCAUCUCCAUGGAAGAACAUACGCUUGGCUGUUCAAACAACGGCUAACUUUAAUACAAUCAAGGAAUUGAAUAACCAGUGGAAAUCACUACAGCAGUUGGCUGAAGAAAGGAGCAACGUGUUGGGUAGUGCCCAUGAAGUGCAGCGAUUCCACAGAGAUGCUGAUGAAACUAAAGAAUGGAUUGAGGAAAAAAAACAGGCUCUCAACACAGACAACUACGGUCACGAUUUGGCGAGUGUUCAAGCUUUGCAGCGCAAGCAUGAAGGCUUUGAGAGAGACCUGGCAGCCUUGGGUGACAAGGUGAACUCCCUUGGAGAGACAGCGCAACGUCUAAUACAGUCCCACCCAGAAGCAGUGGAUGACAUUCAGGAGAAGUGUACUGAGCUCAACACUGCCUGGAGCAGCCUAGUGGGACGCGCUGACCAGCGAAAAGACAAACUUGGAAAUUCACAUGAUCUGCAACGCUUUUUAUCUGAUUUCAGAGACCUCAUGUCCUGGAUUAAUGGUAUCCGUGGACUUGUUUCUUCUGAGGAGUUAGCCAAGGAUGUGACUGGAGCUGAAGCUCUUCUUGAAAGGCAUCAGGAACAUCGCACGGAGAUAGAUGCUCGUAUUGGUACUUUCCAGGGCUUUGAGCAAUUUGGACAGCAGCUGCUAGUGCAAGGCCAUUAUGCAAGUCCCGAGAUCAAACAAAGACUCGAGGCUUUAGACUUGGAACGAGCUGACCUGGAAAAGGCCUGGGUACAGCGUCGCAUGAUGCUGGACCAGUGCCUGGAGUUCCAGCUCUUUAGCAGGGACUGUGAACAGGCUGAGAACUGGAUGGCAGCUCGUGAAGCCUUCCUUGCAAGCGAUGACAAGGGAGACUCCCUUGAUAGUGUUGAGGCACUAAUCAAAAAGCAUGAAGACUUUGAUAAAGCUAUUAAUGUGCAGGAAGAGAAAAUUGCUGCUCUGCAAUCGUUUGCCAAUCAACUAAUUGGAGCUGACCAUUAUGCCAAACCUGAGAUCUUCAUUCGACGCAAUGAAGUUCUUGACAGGUGGCGUCGACUGAAGACCCAGAUGAUCGAAAAGCGUUCAAAGCUAGGUGAAUCCCAAACCCUGCAGCAGUUCAGCCGAGAUGUGGAUGAAAUAGAAGCUUGGAUCAGUGAGAAACUGCAAACUGCGACUGACGAAUCCUAUAAGGACCCUACCAACAUUCAGCUAUCCAAGCUUCUGGUAAGUAGUAAACAUCAGAAGCACCAAGCAUUUGAGGCGGAGCUUCAUGCCAAUGCUGACCGAAUCCGUGGGGUCAUAGAUACUGGUGACACACUCAUCCAGAGAGGUGCCUGUGCUGGCAGUGAGGAUGCAGUCAAGGUACGCCUUGGUGCCUUGGAUGAGCAAUGGCAGUUCCUUGUCAACAAAUCUGCUGAAAAGAGCCAAAAACUCAAAGAAGCCAAUAAACAACAGAACUUUAACACAGGCAUCAAGGACUUUGACUUCUGGCUCUCUGAGGUGGAAGCACUUCUUGCUUCAGAGGACUAUGGGAAAGAUCUGGCCUCAGUCAACAACCUGCUGAAAAAACACCAGUUGUUGGAGGCUGAUAUUUCUGCUCAUGAGGAUCGUCUGAAGGAUCUGAAUGGGCAGGCUGACAGUCUGAUGGUCAGCAAUGCAUUUGAUACCUCUCAAGUGAAGGACAAGCGUGGUGCAGUCAAUGGUCGUUUCAUCAAAAUACAGAACAUGGCAGCCAGCCGCCAUGGAAAACUCAACGAGUCUCACCGCCUGCAUCAGUUCUUCAGGGACCUGGAUGAUGAGGAGUCUUGGAUCAAAGAGAAGAAAUUGCUUGUAAGUUCAGAAGACUAUGGCCGAGACUUGACUGGAGUACAAAAUCUGAGGAAGAAACACAAGAGGCUUGAGGCUGAACUGGGAGCCCAUGAGCCAGCCAUUAAGUCUGUGCUGGAUACUGGAAAGAAGCUGUCUGAUGACAACACCAUUGGUCAGGAGGAGAUACAGCAGAGACUGUCUCAGUUUGUAGAUCACUGGAAAGAACUGAAAGACCUAUCUGGAGCGAGGGGUCAGAGGCUGGAGGAAUCGUUAGAUUACCAACAAUUUGUGGCAAACGUGGAAGAAGAAGAAGCAUGGAUUAACGAGAAAUUAAAUUUGGUUGGGGGUGAAGACUAUGGAGACACGCUGGCUGCUGUGCAGGGCUUGCUUAAAAAACAUGAAGCAUUUGAGACAGACUUCACUGUGCACAGAGACAGAGUCAGCGAUGUUUGUGCUAAUGGAGAAGAUCUCAUUAAGAAGAACAACCAUCACGUGGACAGUAUCACUUGCAAGAUGUCAGCUCUCCAAGGCAAAGUAUCAGAGCUUGAUAGGGCAGCUGCUCAGAGGAAGGCAAAGCUGGAUGAGAACUCUGCCUUUCUGCAGUUCAACUGGAAGGCCGAUGUGGUGGAGUCUUGGAUUGGAGAGAAAGAGAACAGCCUUAAAACUGAUGAUUAUGGCAGAGACCUGUCCUCUGUACAGACUCUACUCACCAAACAGGAGACAUUUGAUGCUGGACUUCAAGCAUUCCAGCAGGAGGGCAUUACCAAUAUCACAGCUCUGAAAGACCAGUUGUUGGCUGCCAAGCAUGUCCAAGCAAAAGCCAUUGAAGCCCGUCAUGCUGCUUUAAUGAAGCGUUGGAACCAAUUGCUGUCCAACUCGGAGGCUCGCAAGAUGAAGCUUCUGGAGUCUCAAGAGCAUUUUCGAAAGGUUGAGGACUUGUUUCUUACAUUUGCCAAAAAGGCAUCAGCGUUUAACAGUUGGUUUGAGAAUGCAGAGGAGGAUCUGACAGACCCAGUGAGGUGCAAUUCUCUGGAAGAGAUUCGUGCACUGCGUGAAGCCCAUGAGGCCUUCCGCUCCUCACUGACCUCAGCCCAGACAGAUUUCAACCAGCUUGCUGAACUGGACCUGCAGAUCAAGAAUUACCAGGUGGUGUCCAACCCCUACACCUGGUUUACAAUGGAGGCUUUAGAAGAAACUUGGAGAAACCUGCAGAAGAUAAUCAAGGAGCGAGAACUGGAACUGCAGAAAGAGCAGCGAAGACAGGAGGAGAACGACAAGUUGCGUCAAGAGUUUGCGCAGCAUGCAAAUGCUUUCCACCAAUGGUUGCAGGAGACCAGAACAUAUCUUCUGGAUGGGUCAUGUAUGGUGGAAGAGUCAGGUACUCUUGAAUCUCAGCUGGAGGCCACUAAGCGUAAACACCAGGAAAUUCGAGCCAUGCGCAGCCAGCUAAAGAAGAUUGAAGACUUGGGUGCAGCUAUGGAGGAAGCCUUGAUCUUGGACAACAAGUACACAGAGCACAGCACAGUGGGUCUGGCUCAGCAAUGGGAUCAGCUAGACCAGCUGGGAAUGAGGAUGCAGCAUAACCUGGAGCAACAGAUACAAGCAAGGAACACUACUGGGGUGACCGAGGAGGCACUAAAGGAGUUCAGCAUGAUGUUUAAACACUUUGACAAGGAGAAGUCUGGACGUCUAAACCACCAGGAGUUCAAGUCAUGCCUGCGUUCACUAGGUUAUGACCUACCCAUGGUUGAAGAGGGUGAACCUGAUCCUGAAUUUGAGGCAAUACUCGACACUGUAGAUCCAAACAGGGAUGGUAAUGUGUCAUUACAAGAGUAUAUGGCCUUCAUGAUAAGCCGUGAGACAGAAAAUGUUAAAUCCAGUGAAGAGAUUGAGAGCGCCUUCCGAGCUCUAAGCACUGAGAACAAACCCUACGUUACUAAAGAAGAGCUCUACCAGAACCUGACCAAGGAGCAGGCAGACUAUUGUCUCUCGCAUAUGAAGCCCUACCUUGAUAAUAAGGGCCGUGAGCUGCCAUCAUCAUUUGACUUUGUUGAAUUCACCCGCUCUCUCUUUGUGAACUAAUCCUUUGCUCAGUAACCAACUAUAUACCACAACUAUCAACAAAAAUAUUGAUGAAACUGCAUGGCUGACAUUAGGAAUGAUCAUUAUCUACUGUGUGUGUGCAUCUCUCUCUAUCCUCAAUGGCUCCUAAUACUAGUCUGUCUCCAUUUCAGUUUAAUUAUUGUAAGUGUAACAGCUUCACGACAGAGUGCUUUCAAUAAAUGUUGGUUUACAACUGGAAA
Molecule: messenger RNA, 7817 nt
Organism: Syngnathus acus (greater pipefish)
Lineage: Eukaryota; Metazoa; Chordata; Actinopteri; Syngnathiformes; Syngnathidae
Gene: sptan1
Product: spectrin alpha, non-erythrocytic 1
Exons: 56
Coding region: 151-7596 (2481 amino acids)
Biological process (GO): actin cytoskeleton organization
Cellular component (GO): cortical actin cytoskeleton; cell junction; plasma membrane
Molecular function (GO): actin filament binding; calcium ion binding
Source: RefSeq, a predicted model, not a curated record